This is a messenger RNA of Naegleria lovaniensis, 702 nucleotides long. RefSeq lists its product as uncharacterized. The transcript has 3 exons. NCBI's taxonomy places the organism in Eukaryota, Heterolobosea, Eutetramitea, Acrasida, Naegleriidae. The record is from RefSeq and is a predicted model, not a curated record. The coding region runs from base 1 to 702 and encodes 233 amino acids.
AUGUGUCAACAAGAAACUCUCUAUUACGCAGAAAAGACAACAGUUAUUUGUAUUUGUGGAUCCACAUCGUCGGGAAAAUCAACAUUGGCCAAAGCUCUAAAUAAACAUUAUCAAGUGGUGUCAGUUUGUCAAGACCUUUAUCGGAGCAAAAUGAAUGAUGAACAUAAAAUGGAUCCAGAACUGAAAGGCAAUAUGGAAUGCAUGGAAUCUGUGGAUUUCAACAAAUUUGAAACCGAAAUCAACAACAUGCUCUCCAAAUACAGAAAUAAUCGUCUUCUCUUUGCAGAAGGCUAUUUAUCGUGUUGUCAACAAGAGGUGGUCACACGAUGUUUUGAUGCCAUCAUUUUCUUGGACACCACCGAUCGAGAAGUUGCUAAAAAACGUCGAUGGAAUCGAACCGUUACAAAACAUCCCAAUCGAGGAGAUGACUUUAAUGAAUUUUCACAAAAAUUCGACUCGUUGAUUUGGAAAUAUUAUAUGAAGUACAGAAAUUUACAAAUGGAUAAUAUUGUGAAGAGUGGAAAGGAAUUUGUCGUGAUUGGUGUCGAUGAUUUGACCUCUAAGGAAGUAUUCCAUCGUGCAGUGGAAUUUAUUGACCUAUUCAAAAAGAAUGAUUUGGAAAGUAUUCGAAAUAGUGAAAAAUAUUGUAGGCCUCCAUCGUGGUAUCUAGACGACAAUGCAUUAAUGAAUGAUUCUCGCUAA